Molecule: messenger RNA, 887 nt
Organism: Athene cunicularia (burrowing owl)
Lineage: Eukaryota; Metazoa; Chordata; Aves; Strigiformes; Strigidae
Product: C2 calcium-dependent domain-containing protein 4C-like
Exons: 1
Coding region: 1-813 (270 amino acids)
Source: RefSeq, a predicted model, not a curated record
AUGCUGUCUCGAUCCAGAGCUAACACAUUCAGUGGCAAAGGGAGUGUGUCUGAUCCCAUCGCUAUCAGCUUUGCUUCUGUGAGGCUGCCUCCCAAGCAUCUUUCUCUGCGCAGGCAAGGUGCCUGUGACAGUGAUACUGCCUCCUCCAGUGAUAACUCCCCUUUCAGUUCUCCGCUUCUCAACAGGUCACUCCCCAGAUCCUGCUCCCUGAUCAAAACACAAAGUCAGGAGGGAUUGCUCUGCCUAGCGCUGAAAGCCAAGAACAAAUCCAGUGUGGCCAGGAACAAUUCUCUCUCUACAGAGGAGAGCAGCUCCACUGAUAACAGCCCCAGUGCCAUCAGGCGGGCCUCAGAGGGGCUGCUUGCCACACGCAGCUUCAGCAUGUCCUCUUCUCCCAUCUUCCCCCUGGACCUGACCCGCAGCCGGGAGAGACUCAUGGGAGAGAGCACUGUGGUAAUGGACAAGGGAGGCAUGUUGAGGCUCUCAGCUGAAUACUGCUUAGAGAAUAAAAGGCUGCGGAUCCGCCUAAUCAGUGCAGAGGGUUUAUAUGAUGACUCUGUAGAGCCCAAAAGCAUAAACUGUUGUAUCACCUUCUCCCUGGUGCCAGGGAAAGCACAGAAGCAGAGAAGCACUGUUAUAAAGAGAAGCAGAAAUCCUAUCUUCAAUGAGGACUUCUUUUUUGAUGGCAUUGCAGAAGAAGAGCUUUACAGCCUCUCUGUAAGGAUGAAAGCAGUGAAUAAAGGGUGCAGUAUGAAACGGGGCUACACCUUAGGAGAACGGGAAUUGUCUUUAAUGAGUAUGUUGUCAGUGUAAUGCUUUAAACAUUCUAACAGACUAAUUAUUAUGUCUUUUGAAAGUUUUCUACUAAAUAAAGUUUUGGGUUGAUG